GUCUUAUAGGCGACCCCAUUGCUUUCUGUUCACAGCAUCUGCGACACCGCGAGCCAUGUCUGAGCCUCCUGCCUCUGGAGAACGACGAUCCGGAAGACAGACGAGAGUGGUGGAGCGAUACAAGAAUCCUCAAGGUCUCAAGCGCAAGCGCACCGAAGAUAGUGAAGAAACUCCCGAAGAAGUUCAAGACAUAUAUGAGGAUGAUGAUUUGCUGGGCCUGGAGGAGGACGAAGAAGACGAUAACCGGGAUGACGACGCGGACGAGGAGGAGUAUCAUGCUCCCCGAUCCGGACCGAAGGCGGCCAAGUCACAAGCUCCCAAACGCCCCAAAGUCCCGGAGCAAGAAGAUGCGAAUGGGCAGGUGAAAAAGUCCAAGGCGAAGGCCCGGUCGAAGCCGGUGGAUGGAGCAUCCAAGGCUGCUCCCAGGCCAAAAGCGAAGAAGGCACGGCUUGCUGGCGACUCGGGAGGCGGAACGGUCGUGAACGGCGAGGGUAUCACUGGAGGAAUCAAGGACGACAACCAUUUGUUCAACGCGCUCCUGAAUUCUGGUAGUUCGCUCCAGACGGUUUCUGAAGACUUCUUGGAGUCCUUCCGCGAGUCAGCUUUGCCUGCCCUCGCCGAGCUCAUCACAAUGGUGGUUCGUUCUUGCGGUGCGAACGCCGAUAUUACUGCCAACGAAGUGGCGGAUGAAGAUGGGAUAGUCGGGGUCUGCGAAGACAUCAUGGAAGCAAUCAAGACGACUCAGGCGCCUCCGUAUCCCCUAAUUUCUCGCCUUCCAACUAUGAAGCCUAUACGAAAGGCACUGUCGGCAUUCUUUAUUUAUCUCACGAAAUCCGCGCACCUAUCUAGUCAAUUAUACAAGACCGACCUUAUCCAGACUCUGCUCUCCUGGCUCACCACGAUGUCGUCGUCGUCUCUCCGAUCCUUCCGCCACACCAGCACUUAUAUCGCUGCUUGCGUUGUCGGCGGUCUAUGUGAAGUUUACAACGAAGUUGAAAAGGAUACAAGUGUCGUUGGAAGACAAAGAGAGGCUGAGAGAAAGAAGAAGAAAUCGGGCGUGGCGGCCUCUAAGGACUCCCUCGACAAACGCUUUUCCGAAUUGAAAGGGAAACAGAAGGCCAUUGUGGAGUUCAUGAAGGAGUUUUUCGAUGGUAUCUUCGUCCAUCGCUAUCGAGACUUCGAUCCCGAGAUUCGCGCCGAGUGUAUGCAUGAGCUUGGAACCUGGAUGAUGGGAUGCCCCUCAUUCUGGCUUGAUGGGUCAUAUCUAAGAUAUGCCGGCUGGCUUCUCAGUGAUUCGAGUACUCACGUUCGUCUCGCAGCGCUCAAGGCUCUUGCCCCUCUGUAUUCUAUUCCCAGCUCUACAGCUCUAUCACACUUCACAACUCGUUUCCUGCAACGCCUCGUUCAGAUCGCGACCAGUGACACCGACGUUCCCGUGCGUUGUGCAGCUCUUAGUCUGUUGACGGAAAUCGAUGCGCAUGAUCUUUGGGGUGAUGAGGAAGACGUCGGGGCCACUGAUCGCGCGAAAGUCUGUCUCCUCAUCUGGGAUACUGAGCCAAGAGUUCGACGUGCUGUGGGACCAUUCUUCGCCAGCGUUUGGGCUGAACAGGUCCAGGAGGUUGUCGAAGCGCGUGGUCGAAAGAGAAAGGAAAUCGAAGGCGAACAUGAAAAAAUCGGAGCAAAGCAGCUAGCCGUCCUUCUUGUCCGAUUGGAGACACUGGUUGACGAAGAAACCUCACAGUCUGGAGACGAGCCUCGAACUGCAUAUGUGACCCGCCAAGUGUCUUCUCGUCUCCCCGGCGUACCAGGAGCAGAAUCUCGAGUCGUUCUCGCUGUCGACGCUUUGUGGAAUCACGUCGACAUCAUACCAGAGUGGGAGUCCUUGCUGGAGCUGUUGCUUCUAGAUCAUACUAUUGGCGACGAUUCUAGCAGUCCUCGCAAACGCGGUAAAGCAUCUCGGAAGGAUUCAGAUGAUAAUGCCGAUGCAGCAGACGAGGAACAAGAAAAGGUCGACGAUCGAUGGCGCUUGGAAGAUAGAGAGGAGAGCGUGCUACUAGAGGUCUUUGGCGCCAGCUUGGCGAAAGCCAUUACCGAGGCAGAAUCAGAUAAAAAGAUGGAGGCCAGCGACGUGAAGGGAGACAUCACACGAGCCCUUAUUCCGGCAUUGCCAAAACUCUUCGCCAAAUAUCAGACAGACGUUGGCUGCAUUGCUGACCUGCUGGUAGUCCCUCGACUUCUCGAUCUUGAUCUCUAUGUCGAGAUGCGAGAAACGAACGCUUACGAACUGCUUUGGGACGACGUCUCGCAGCAGUUCCUCAAGCAAUCUGACCCUGUAGUUCUGCGCAACGCAGUGGGCACAAUUGUAUUCCUGCUGUCCUCGGGCAUAUCUCUCCUGAACAUCAAUUCACGGAAGGUGGCAGAGCUCGAGGAUGAAUUGUUCACUUCUCUGCGAGAUGCCGUGGCUGGUCGUGACGAGCUCGAGGUGGCUAAUUUCGACGAGGAUGAAAUUCAAGCUCUUGGUGCCGUUGUUACGCGCCUCGCAUCCCUGUUUGCGACCCGUGACUUGACUGCUGGGAUGGAAGAAGACGAGGGUGGCAAACAGAGUAAUGCUUGGGAUAUUCUUUGUGCGCUUGCCGAACGGGGUCGUUUAGGGUACAAAGAUGAGGAAUCGAUGAUCGACCAGUGUCUAAAAGCCCUCAACUUUCACAUUGUGUGGAAGACGAGAAAGAUGCUGGCAGCACCGGCCACUGAAAACGAUGCGGAAGCAGAAGCCCCUGCUCUACUUUCCCUUCAGGAGCAGAGAAGUGUCCUCUUGGAGAAGUUAACGGAAUUUGCGGUUGGCACUCAAUCCAAUCCAUGCGAAGCCUUGCGGCGUUCGUCAUUUGAUGCAUUGUUAACGCUCUACAUCCUUUUCUCGCCUGGUGAAAUAAUCGGCAAGAAAACGCCAGGAGGGUUGCUUCCAUUACUUCUCGAUGAUCAAUUGCAGUAUCGUUGUGCGGGGUUCAUGCAAGCACAAAUUGAAAAGUACGCGGAUGAGGUCGGGAAUACCCGCGACGAAGAGGAGCCGGCUGGGGAUGAGAACAGUAGCGACGUAGACAUGGAUGACGGUGAGGAGAAGCAGAAGUCGAAAGUGAACAAGUCCAAGACGGCGGGCCAUGAAAAAACAAUGUCGCAGCCUCAGCUAGAACGAGAGUACAUACUGUGCUCUGUUGUAUCCACCUUCAUUCGAGCCAUUCGAAUUGGCGUCCUUCACAUCCGUCACUCCCCCCUUCUUCUUGCGCACUUCGGACGCUUCUCGUCUACCGUCGACGUAUGCAUGAAAUCUCUCAUCGAUGUACUUCGCGAUGAAGGAAUACGAGGCAAGAACGGAGAGGAAGUAGCAGCAGCCAUCGCAAAGUCUAUGGAGGGUGCCUUCGACAUGUAUCUCGAUUCUCUAGUCUCCACCAACGAACACGCCCACGCUCUAGCAAAGGCAUUAUCAACAACAUUCGUCAUUCGCAGUGGGCACUUCGCAAUCUUGAAGCGAAUGCCCUCAAUAUAUGUCGUCUCAGUGCAUCGGAAGUGCAUUGAUUGGCUAUUCACAAAAUUGAAGGCGUCUGUUAACUUGCCCAACAAGAAGAGGCGAAAUAAAGUGGCAAGUCUUUGGAAGUGCAUGGUCCCGCUUCUGUCCACUGCUGAAGCGAGGGAGGCUCUACAAAUUAAGAAGCAUUUAGACAAUGCUAUCAAGCAAUCCCAACUCGAGGUCACGGAUGGGAAGUUGUGGGAACCUUUGCGUGCUUUCGAGAAGCGUUUGAUGAACAUUAUGGCGAAAGACAAAACCAUAGGAGAUGCUGCCAAGGCGACGACUCGCAAAGCGACACAAGCUGUCAACCAGCCAGUGAGCGAUCCCAUCGCGGGAGACAACGAUGCUCGCACUCCCACUCGACCUCCACCUCGUCCUAGACCGCUCCGAAAGCCAACGCCGCCUCCAGCACCGGAGGUGCUUGACGAUGUACCUAUGCCACAAAUUGAAGAAAACGAUCUUUCGCUACUCCCAGCGGCAGAUAUCAAUGGAAUGUCAACACCUCUAGCUAAUAGGGAUGAAUUUCGACAUGUCAAUGGACAAAAGCGUGCGAGGGAUGAAGAUGAUGAGGAAACCCUCAAUCUUGACUUGGCAGCCUCGGAGGACGAUGAAGAACAGCAAGCGCUGAAUGAUCUGAUCGAAAAUGGAAUAGGAGGAGUGUCCCAACCCAUAGCGCCCGUCAACCCUGUGAAGCGGAGAAGGAGAUAA
Molecule: messenger RNA, 4270 nt
Organism: Dacryopinax primogenitus
Lineage: Eukaryota; Fungi; Basidiomycota; Dacrymycetes; Dacrymycetales; Dacrymycetaceae
Exons: 13
Coding region: 56-4270 (1404 amino acids)
Biological process (GO): sister chromatid cohesion
Cellular component (GO): nucleus; chromatin; cohesin complex
Molecular function (GO): chromatin binding
Source: RefSeq, a predicted model, not a curated record